CUUCUGCCAAAAAAUUACCAGGGAAGUUCAGACUGGAACUCGAACUGGGCGCCUUGGGGUGGUUUUCCGGGGCGGGUUUUACCCUGGAACUCGAGUUCCAGUGCACGCGAUCAGACUCUAAAUUCCUGAUCGGGGUUCCAUUGUUCUUUUGAUCUCCACGAGAACACCCACUCCCCACUAUGGGUCUACUCACAGAAAACGGAACCAGGCCUGCAAAGAAGGCGAGGAUAGCGCCGAAGAAGGCCCUCAAGGGUCGCGCGAGAUCGCCACCGCCGAAAGGGAAGGCCCCCCUCGCUCGGGAGGAGAAGCAGCAACCUCCGACAAAGUAUAAGGGCAAGGCGAAGGCGAUGACGACAGACGAGGCCGCUCCUCCCCCUCUACCGACUUCCUUCAAAGUGGUCGCUGGGUCCUACGAAAAACUGCUGUAUGGACUCGAGGGCACCGUUUCCCUAGCUGAUUCCGGGUCCUCCUCUGCGGAUCCCGAGUCCUCGACGAAGAAGUACAAGUUCGACUUGAAGCCGUUGUUCAUCUUCCCUGCGCACGUGUCGUGUAUCAAGGCUGUCGCUGCAUCUCCGCAGGGCGGUAAAUGGCUCGCUACUGGCAGCGCGGACGAGAUCAUCAAAGUCUGGGAUCUCAGGCGGAGGAAGGAGAUCGGAGGGCUUAUGCAUCAUGAGGGUUCCGUCACCCACCUCUCCUUCCCCUCGCGCUCCCACCUCCUCUCCGCGUCCGAGGACGGCACCCUCGCGCUCUUCCGCUCGCGCGACUGGGUCGUCCUGCGCGCCCUCCGCGGGCACAAGGGACGCGUCAAUAGUGUCGCGGCCCAUCCCUCAGGCAAGGUCGCGCUUAGCGUCGGCAAGGAUAGGACGUUGAGGAUGUGGGAUUUGAUGAGGGGGAAGGGGAGGGCAAGUACGAAGAUGGGGAAAGAGGGGGAGGUCGUUCGCUGGUCGAUAGAUGGCAAGCUGUUUAUCGUACAGUCUGGAUCGGACAUAAAUGUAUACACAUUGGACAUGACCCUUAUCCACACCAUCCACCACCCCUCCCGCGUGCACGACGUCCACUUCUGUACCCGCGUCCACGGCGAGGGCGAGGUGCUCCUCGUUGGCGCGGAGGACAAGACGCUCUCCAUCUACUCGAUAUCGUCUAACCCGGACUCGAGACCGAAAAUCGUGGCGAAGAUGGUGGGUCAUGCAAAUCGGGUCAAAGCCUUCCAAACCCUCGCUCUCGCCCUCCCGGACGGCACGCAGACCACCGUCGUCUGCACCGUGUCAUCCGACGGCAAGCUGCAUGCGUACGACCUCGGGGAGCUGCCUGCGCCUUCUACAAAGUCCCGGAAAGACACGGAAGACGAUGCCGUUCUGGAGAUUGAACCCUCUGGCACAUACGACUCCAAAGGCACGCGUUUUACAUGCGUCACGGUCGCCGAUGGGGACGCAGAGGGCUCGGUGGCAGCGUUGGUGGGGAAGAGGAAGCGGGCGGAGAGAGAGGAUGAGGGAAGGGAGGGCGGGCAGGAUGAGGAGGAGAGUGGUGACAGCGAGGGAGCGGAAGAUAAGGAUGCCGAGGAAUGGGCACCGAUGGAGGAAGAGGGUGCAGGUUGGAGCGAGGAGGAAGGGGAGAGUGAAGAGGAAGGGGAGAGCGAAGAAGAGGAAGAGGGCGAGGAAGAGGUCGAGAGUGAUUGAUCUAUUUGCAUACUUGGAGGCGUUGUUGUUGUUACCGUUGCUGCUGUUGUUGUAGAUGUGCACGAUUGUGCACAACCGCACUGAAGGGUGUCAAGGCCUUCGUCGUUGAAAUCAUUAAUGGAUGCCUGAAUGGGUGCUUGUCGGUCCACCCCAC
This is a messenger RNA of Schizophyllum commune H4-8, 1830 nucleotides long. Its product is annotated as WD40 repeat-like protein. The transcript is spliced from 5 exons. The record is from RefSeq and is a predicted model, not a curated record. NCBI's taxonomy places the organism in Eukaryota, Fungi, Basidiomycota, Agaricomycetes, Agaricales, Schizophyllaceae. Bases 180 to 1676 code for a protein of 498 amino acids. Gene Ontology annotation, molecular function: protein binding.